UUCAAUUGUCGGGCUAAAAUGAAAACUGUCGUCUACAUUCUUUUGUCGGUGCUAUGGCUGACUUUUGCCUCUGCCGCGGUGAAUUCGAUAAUUAAAAAAAAGUAUCCUGAGUCCUGCCAAGCUGCAAAGCCCAAUAAGAAUGGCAUCUAUAAAAUCCAAAUCAAAGGCGGGGAGGUGAUGUCCGUGUAUUGCGAUGUGGCUCUGACAGGUUCACCGUGGCUGGUGAUUCAGCGACGUUCGGAUGUGAACCUUAACUUUUAUAGGAGCUGGUCGGCCUAUAAGCAAGGAUUUGGUGACCUGCAAAGUAGCUUCUUCAUCGGACUGGACACGCUGAAUGCCCUAACUGUAUCGCAACCUCAUGAGCUUUAUGUCCAUCUGGAAGACUUUGAAGGCCAAACACGCUAUGCCAAAUACGACGCGUUUGCCAUCGGCAACGAUGCCAACUUAUUUGGCUUAAAUACAUUGGGUAACUAUACCGGCACAGCUGGAGAUAGUCUGAGCUAUCAGAGAGGCAUGAAGUUCACCACCUAUGAUCGGGACAACGAUCAAAGUAAUACAACCAACUGUGCAGUUCAAUACACUGGUGCCGGGUGGUACAAUGAUUGUCAAUGGAGUAAUCUAAAUGGACUCUACUUGGGUGGUGACUAUGGAGAGGAUCAAUUUGCUCGCGGAAUAAGUUGGAUUACUUGGCGAGGCUUUAAUUAUAGCCAUAAGACCGUUAACAUGAUGAUUCGACCCAAUUAAUCAUAUCGACUCGUUUAUAUAGGCGUACAGACAGACGGACAUGGCUAGGUCGACUCCGCUUGUCAUCCUUAUUAGAUAGAGAUAGUUACUUCAAAGAUUACCACAAAACCAGUAUACCCCUUAAACCCUUAAUGGGUAAAGGUUAUGUGAAAAAAUGUAUUUCUUAACUAUAUACACUACCAAUUUUGCAUACCAAGUGUGAAGUGUCGAUAU
Drosophila montana is the source of this 957-nucleotide messenger RNA. Its product is annotated as ficolin-1-like. The coding region runs from base 19 to 744 and encodes 241 amino acids. The record is from RefSeq and is a predicted model, not a curated record. NCBI's taxonomy places the organism in Eukaryota, Metazoa, Arthropoda, Insecta, Diptera, Drosophilidae. The transcript has 3 exons.